This is a messenger RNA of Vicia villosa (hairy vetch), 1923 nucleotides long. RefSeq lists its product as uncharacterized. NCBI's taxonomy places the organism in Eukaryota, Viridiplantae, Streptophyta, Magnoliopsida, Fabales, Fabaceae. The record is from RefSeq and is a predicted model, not a curated record. The transcript has a single exon. The coding region runs from base 1 to 1923 and encodes 640 amino acids.
AUGACCUGGUAUAGGAACCUUCCUCCCAACUCCAUCCACUCCUGGGCAGAACUCAAGAAUCUUUUCUCAAAUCAUUUCACAGCCUCUCGCCGGCAGUCGAAGUCUGAAGCAACCCUCGAGGCCGUUAUUCAAGGGACCAACGAACCUCUCCGAGAAUACCUCGACAGGUUCAACAAAGAGGCCGUUCAGGUGCAGACAACUGAUCACAUGAAGAGAUACCUCCUGGAACGAGGACUCCUCCCCGGGAGUGACUUCAAGAAAGCCAUCAAAAUUGAGAAAGUACGCACCAUGGACGCCCUCCUCCUCAAAGACCAGGCCUACAUCGCCUACGAGGAAGGCGAAGCAGCCGUGAAGAAAAGCUCGAGGAGCAACGACGCUGCCCGUAGCUCAAGUCAAGACUAUUCUCUCUCUCGCCGAGGCAAUGAAAAGAGAAAGGACGACAGGCCCCGUGACACAAAGGAGCAAAGAGGACCGGAUGGUCGUUUUAACGACUACACUCCACUAAUCGCCUCGCGCGAGCGCAUUCUAGCCGAGUGCAAGAGUACAGAGUUAAAAAACUCUAAGGUCCGGCCUCCGAAGCCAAAUCCCACCAGACCGAGGACCGAAAAGUCAAAAUACUGCAAGUACCAUAAGAUUCAUGGGCACCUAACCGACGAGUGCAUACACCUGAAAGACGCCAUCGAGACUCUGAUCAAAGAAGGCCGUCUCUCCAAGUAUACAAAGAAAGGAGAGAACUCCCACCGAGAAGGGCAGGGGACUUCUGACGGGGACAAUUCACCAGAUGACAGACCAUUGCAGGUUCCUCUAUCCGUCACCCGACCAGAAGACUUCGUACCCUCGGUCGGAGUGACCUCCGCUCUGAGCCCAUGGGAAGGAUUCCCGACCGCCAUGGUCAUCUCUAACGGUGGAGAUCCGGGCUCUCUCACGAUCAGCUCGGUAAAGAGAAAGUUUGACGAGCUCAUCAGCGCCAACUCAGACCUCGGUCCAACCCUCCAGAAAUUCAAAGGAAAAUCAGAUCCGAUAACCUUCUACCUCGAGGAACUCCUGGGCGGAGCACCUAACGCCACGAUUCCCCUGCUCGUCCGAGCAAGGAUGGCUAAUUUUGACGUCCGUCGGAUCAUGAUUGACGAGGGAAGCUCGGUCGACAUCAUGUACUCCCAUCUCUUCAAAACCCUCAAGAUGGACGACUCCCACCUCACUUCAUACGUAGGUUCCGACCUUUAUGGAUUCAACGGAACCACCACCAAACCUUUGGGUUACGUCGAGCUGAUCGUUACUUUCAGAGAGGAAGAAGCUUCCAGACAAGUCAAGACCCGAUUCCUAGUGAUCGACUACAAAACUCUCUACAACUGCAUCAUCGGGCGGCCCACUCUAGCCGAACUAACGGCCGUCCCCUCGACCGCACACCUCAAGAUGAAGUUCUACACCAAAAGGGGACGAGUAGCCACCAUCAACGCCGGCAUCGAAACAGCCAGAAGGAUAUUCGACGCAUCGAUGAAGGGACUACAGCUGAUCACCCCUCCUUCUGGCGCCAACAAGAAGCCAAGGGCCGGAGACAAGCCAGCUCGGGAAGACCUUCAGCAAACGACUAAUGUCAGCUCAAUCGACCUCGACGUCCGUUUUCCAAAGGAAGAACUGAAGAACGGAGAAGAACCCAAACCAAGGACAGCUCACCCCGUUCGACCAAUUCCGGACGGCGACUUUGAGCUCGUUCCGCUGGGCGAUAACCCCGACAAGGCGGUGAAGAUUGGCGAAGACAUCCCGGAUCUGCCGAGGAAGCAACUCGUAGCAUGCCUUCGAGCCAACUCCGACCUGUUCGCAUGGAGCGCAGCUGAAAUGCCCGGACUCGACCCCAAGGUUGCCUGUCACCACCUCUCCAUUGAUCCAACCGCAAAGGCAGUAGUUCAACAUAGGCGUAGGUAG